Molecule: messenger RNA, 1657 nt
Organism: Scophthalmus maximus (turbot)
Lineage: Eukaryota; Metazoa; Chordata; Actinopteri; Pleuronectiformes; Scophthalmidae
Exons: 4
Coding region: 267-1352 (361 amino acids)
Biological process (GO): regulation of DNA-templated transcription
Cellular component (GO): nucleus; cytoplasm
Source: RefSeq, a predicted model, not a curated record
GAAAUUGCACUGUAUCCAGUCAGUUGAUACACACACACGUAAUCGCAGGUGUUUAAUUGUCAUCAUAUAUAUAUGUAUAUAUAACUGUUCUUCUCCCCCGAGGAGCCGCGACGGGUAAACUGUGCAUUCGUCGCGAGGGUCUCCUCAGUCGACCAGCAGGGGGCGACAGUCACGGUGGUCCCACUCCAGCAGGUAUCGACGAGCAGAAGUUUAUUUUCGGCUUUUUAACUCUGUCCGAGCUGCAAAGUUGAACAGGAACGUCAGCCAUGAACCUCGGAGAAGAACCUUUUGCCAUAUUUCCCGUGCGUCUCGUCACACAGGGGCCCGGGCAGGCCGUCGUGCCCCCGUUCUCCACCAGGACCGUGCGCCACCCCUCCCUCAUGCCCCUGUGCGUCGCCGCGGGCUUCGCGCGACAGCAGAGGGCCUGCGACGUCCCAGCACUGCAGCCCAUCACCCCGGAGGAGAUCUUCUACACUGACCCCACCAUGAGCUGUGGGAGGAGGAUCCCCAACAUAAGCAGUGAUUUUGAGGUUUUCGAAUUUUUCCGGCUCAACACUCCACCACCAGUCAUGUCCGCCUGUCUGGCCCCGCCGAGCCGUCCUGACCCGUUCAGAUCUGGCUCCCACCCCACUAGAGACCUGGGCAGCACCGACUGGAGACUGAACCACAUUCGCUCGUCGGCGCAGCCGAGCCGGGCCAUUCUGCAGCUCACCUGGGAGGAGGACCAGGCCAUCACUAACCUCCUGAAACUGCACCAGUCUGGAGAAAGUGACGAGACCCUCGCUGCUGCACCGGUGAACGUGAACGCCUGUUUUUACCAAAGUCACCCUAGCCCUACAGUUUCUACUAUAGCAGAGGAAUUGUACAAACCCUUCUUUAGUGGUGGGCAACGGCCCAGGACAGCCAUUUUGGGGAAUCAGUCGCAACAGGGGAAAUGCUGGUCGGUUGAGGAGCUUGAAGCAGCCGACACCCUUUUGAGUUGCUCCAUUGUCAGGGGGGAGGACAGAAUCUGGGCCCGGUUCCACCAGGAAUCGGCAGUAACGCUUCCUUAUCGUCGACCACACUGGGAUAACAAGGAAUUGGCAAUGAGCAAUGAAACCCAGCCAGGGACUGAGACUUUAACCGCAUUGCGAUCCACCGAUUCUACUCCAAGUGGCACUGGCCACAUCCGGUUUACUCGUGCGAGUCAGAACGGAGCAGCAGGCCGCGGGGGUUUCAGUUCUGUCGAGGACCAGAGUGUCUCUGGAGAGUUUUCAGAGGCGAGCGGACAAGUGCUCUCAGAUAUGGAGGGGGAUGCUGUGCGUGCACUCCUUAGCUUUGGAGACAGGGGGACUUUGAAUAUCCCGCAGUGAUGGUCUCAAACCUGAGGGUCUCCGUGACUGGGUGUGAUUCUUUUUUUUAAAGAUUUUACAGCAUCUGCCUCAUUAUGUAAACUAUAGCUGAGCACAAUUUUUGACUCUUGGCCAUUUGUUUUUUGCUGCGUUUGUUCAGGGAAAAAAGUAAAUGUACCUCACUCACAAUCCUUUAUUUUUCUAGGACGCAAAUUUAUUUCCCCACUUGAGUGAAAACGAAAACAGUGUUUCCACGUAUCUAGUAUUGCACAUAUGCCUCGUCAUUUUCUAUCAGUGUUCAUUAAAAAACCGAAAAAACCCCAAAA